Molecule: messenger RNA, 3972 nt
Organism: Drosophila gunungcola (fruit fly)
Lineage: Eukaryota; Metazoa; Arthropoda; Insecta; Diptera; Drosophilidae
Product: calpain-B
Exons: 2
Coding region: 221-3031 (936 amino acids)
Biological process (GO): proteolysis
Cellular component (GO): cytoplasm
Molecular function (GO): calcium ion binding; calcium-dependent cysteine-type endopeptidase activity
Source: RefSeq, a predicted model, not a curated record
AAGAUUAUGAAUCAUUUACUGAGAAAGUUAAUUUUGGAUACAUCUCCCAUUUAAAGCGUACAAUUCCCGACGAGUCAGCAGUUUUUUCACGGCAGCGAGUUAAUCAACAUCUGGUUACAGAUAGUUUCCUAGUUUUAGCCGAUUUAGAACGCCAUCAGCCCGUAGAUUUAGGAAAAUCCCGUGCGUGGAAGGGGAAUAUUACAAUAAAAACCCAGUGAAAAUGUACGGCAUUGAUAAUUACCCCAAGAAUUAUCAUGCCAGUGGCAUUGGCCUUGUUAAUUUGGCGGCCUUGGGCUACAGCAAGAAUGAAGUCAGCGGCGGAAGCGAAGGAGGAGGAGGCGCCGGAGCACCAAAACCCAAAGCGGGUCUCUACCCCUCGCUGCCCUAUCCAUCAUCCGAGUCCGUGGGCGGAAUGCCAUAUGUGGUGAAGCAGACGAGUCACGCCCAGAAUGCCUCGUACCAGGGACCCGGAAUGGGCAUGGGCAUGGGAAUGCCCAUGCCAGGAGCGCCAUCAGCACCAGCACCCUAUCCGAGUGCCACGCCAUACCCGGGUGCUGGUGGUGGUGGUGGUCUCUAUCCCAGUCUGCCAUCCGCCAACGCAUCGUCGUCGUCGCUGCCGUACCCCACUGCCUCGCUGGCCCCCUACCCAUCCGGAAUGCCCUACCCAACUGGAAUGCCACAGCCCAAUCUUCCCUAUCCUGCUGCUCCACUGGCACCAUAUCCAUCCGCCAUGCCCAGUUUGCCCGGCAUGCCAAUGCCGUACGCUCCGAUGCCAACAAGUCCGGCUCCGCAGCACGGCGGAGGAUUCCCGGCUCUGCCAUAUCCCACGGCUCCACCACCGGCCAGUGCCCCAACCCAGGAGGAGGAGCCUUCGGUGGGCAUUGCCGAGCUGAGCUUCACCAGCGUCAAGGUGCCGGAAAACCAAAACAUGUUCUGGAUGGGCCGCAAGGCCACCAGUGGCCGGCAAAAUAGCGUAAGCAAGGGAGAUUUUGAGACGCUUCGCUCGAGCUGCGUGGCCAAUGGAACCAUGUUCGAGGAUCCCGACUUUCCGGCCACCAAUGCCUCGCUGAUGUACUCCCGGAGACCCGAUCGCUACUACGAGUGGCUGCGUCCUGGCGACAUCGUCGACGAUCCACAGUUCUUCGUGGAGGGCUACUCGCGAUUCGAUGUUCAGCAGGGAGAGCUGGGCGAUUGCUGGCUCCUAGCUGCAGCCGCCAAUCUCACGCAGGACUCCAAGCUCUUCUUCCGGGUGGUCCCGCCGGAUCAGGACUUCCAGGAGAACUACGCCGGCAUCUUUCACUUCAAGUUCUGGCAGUAUGGCAAGUGGGUGGAGGUGGUCAUCGAUGACAGGCUACCCACCUACAAUGGCGAGCUGAUCUACAUGCACUCAACGGAGAAGAACGAGUUCUGGAGCGCCCUGCUGGAGAAGGCCUACGCCAAGCUGCAUGGUUCUUAUGAAGCUCUCAAGGGCGGCACCACGUGCGAGGCGAUGGAGGACUUCACCGGCGGCGUCACCGAGUGGUACGACAUCAAAGAGGCUCCUCCAAAUCUAUUCAGCAUCAUGAUGAAGGCCGCCGACCGCGGCUCGAUGAUGGGCUGCUCCCUGGAGCCCGAUCCGCAUGUUCUGGAGGCCGAGACGCCUCAGGGUCUGAUCCGCGGUCAUGCCUACUCCAUUACCAAGGUGUGCCUCAUGGACAUCUCGACGCCGAAUCGCCAGGGCAAGCUGCCCAUGAUCCGGAUGCGUAAUCCGUGGGGCAACGACGCCGAGUGGAGUGGUCCGUGGAGCGAUAGCUCGCCCGAGUGGCGCUUUAUACCGGAGCACACGAAGGAGGAGAUUGGACUGAACUUCGACCGAGACGGCGAGUUCUGGAUGUCCUUCCAGGACUUCCUCAACCACUUCGAUCGCGUGGAGAUCUGUAACUUGUCGCCCGACUCUCUAACGGAGGAUCAGCAGCAGAGCUCUCGUCGCAAGUGGGAGAUGUCCAUGUUCGAGGGUGAAUGGACUUCGGGCGUAACGGCCGGAGGUUGCAGAAACUUCCUGGAGACCUUCUGGCACAAUCCGCAGUAUAUUAUCUCGCUGGAGGAUCCCGACGACGAGGAUGAUGAUGGCAAGUGCACGGCUAUUGUGGCCCUGAUGCAGAAGAACCGGCGCAGCAAGCGCAACGUGGGCAUCGAUUGCCUGACCAUCGGAUUUGCUAUAUAUCACCUGACGGAUCGGGACAUGCAGGUUAAGCCCCAGGGGCUGAACUUCUUUAAAUACCGGGCAUCGGUGGCCCGAUCACCGCACUUCAUCAACACGCGCGAGGUGUGCGCCAGGUUCAAGUUGCCACCCGGUCACUACCUGAUCGUUCCUUCUACCUUCGAUCCCAACGAGGAGGGUGAGUUCAUCAUUCGUGUCUUCUCCGAGACCAUGAACAACAUGGAGGAGAACGACGACGAGGUGGGCUUCGGCGAGACGGAUGAUCGCAUUGCCCCGGCCCUGCCGCCACCAACUCCGAAGGAGGAGGACGAUCCACAGCGCAUUGCCCUGCGUCGCUUGUUCGAUAGCGUGGCUGGCAGCGAUGAGGAGGUCGACUGGCAGGAGCUGAAACGCAUCCUGGACCACUCGAUGCGCGAUGUGAUGGUGGGCACGGAUGGCUUCUCCAAGGACGCCGUGCGUUCGAUGGUAGCCAUGCUGGACAAGGAUCGCUCCGGCCGUCUGGGCUUCGAGGAGUUCGAGGCCCUGCUUACCGAUAUUGCCAAGUGGCGGGCGGUAUUUAAACUAUACGACACCCGUCGCACUGGCAGCAUCGAUGGUUUCCAUCUGCGCGGAGCGCUCAAUUCGGCUGGCUACCAUCUGAACAACCGGCUGCUGAACGCCCUGGCCCACCGCUAUGGAUCGCGGGAGGGGCAGAUACCAUUCGACGACUUCCUGAUGUGUGCCAUCAAGGUGCGGACAUUCAUCGAGAUGUUCCGCGAACGGGACACGGACAACUCGGACACGGCCUUCUUCAACCUGGACGAUUGGCUGGAACGAACCAUUUACUCUUAAACUACUUGCAAUUGAUACUAAUCUAAUCCUAAGUGCCACAUUUACUUAAGCUUAUUGUGCAUUAUUCAUGCCUGCUAUGGCCGCAAAGCCACACACAGAUCCAUGACGAUACAGCCCGGAGAUCGGGAGAGAUACACUCACUUAGCCAACAAGAGAAUCUUAUCGGAUAACCAAAUCCGGAAAGAAAAGCAUCAUGUGGCAAAAUUGGACUGGCCUUGCAAUGGCACGAGGUCGCAAUCCGCGAUAAACGAUACAUAUAUAACCCGCAUACACAAUUUAUACAAUCCACUCUGUAGAUUUUAUACCAUAUAGAGAGCAGCUGGAGGGAUGACUAAGAGCGAGCAUCACCUCGACAAGAGCCGGAAAUUUGCUAGUACAAACUGAAAAGUGCAUUACUACCUUACAACAGCCAUCACAUACGCAUCAACAAUAUUAGAUAUUACGGAAUGAAUAAGCAUGUAUUUUUGUAACAUGGGUAUAUGUGAACCGCCCAUUACAUAUUUGACCAGGUGCUAUAACUAUAUCCAAUCAGACUCUGUUGCCAACACAAACGUUGUUAUUGUUAUCAGGGAACGAAAGCAAAGCGAACAGAACCAAUAACUCAUCGAAUAUUUAUUAGCGUAAUCGGGAUAUGCAAAUAUUAGUAAAUUUAUUGAAUAACAUUUAAACAUGAACUUCCCCUCUAAUUUGUUUUUAGUUCUUUAUCAGUAAUCUCAACAUCCCUAGCACCCUUUACUUCAAAAUAAGUAUUUUCUAAAUGUUUAACUAACUCAAAUUCAAUUAAUUGGGAUAAGAGGCUUUUUGUUGGACGAUUUUUUUGUGAACAAUUUUACUAAUCAAAAUGAUGUAUCUUUAUGUAAUUGUUACUAUCGAAAAUUAUUUGUUGUAUGCCUUCUUUUUUAUGUAAAUAAAUAAACAGCAGUAAUGCACGAGUACAUCUA